Penaeus vannamei (Pacific white shrimp) is the source of this 411-nucleotide messenger RNA. Lineage: Eukaryota; Metazoa; Arthropoda; Malacostraca; Decapoda; Penaeidae. The record is from RefSeq and is a predicted model, not a curated record.
AUGGGAAUCCCUUACCAUACCACACCAUCAUCUUACAGACACAGUCACACCCAACCACACCAUUAUCACCACCACUCCCUCAUCACCACUACCCUGCAUCACACUUCAUACCAUCACACUCCACCAUCACCACCACCACUUACAGCCAUCACCACUACCCUCAUCCACGCCAUGUUCACUGCACCUCCACCAUCACCACCUUCAUCAUCACUACCCACCACCCUCAUCCCACCUCCACCUACCACCUUAUUCAUCACCGACCUACCACGCACCAUCCCCCCCCACAUUCUCACCACCCCCUCCUUCCGCAACAUGGAAAGCCGAGAAGGAAGGCGCUCGAUGUCCGUUGCGGGCAGAAGCUUGAUUGAAGACCGCGGUCAGGAGGGAAAAUUAGCCAAGAUGAGAGCUUGA